Molecule: messenger RNA, 1758 nt
Organism: Lolium rigidum
Lineage: Eukaryota; Viridiplantae; Streptophyta; Magnoliopsida; Poales; Poaceae
Product: beta-glucosidase 16-like
Exons: 12
Coding region: 1-1530 (509 amino acids)
Biological process (GO): carbohydrate metabolic process
Molecular function (GO): beta-glucosidase activity
Source: RefSeq, a predicted model, not a curated record
AUGGCCGCGACGACGGGCGUAGUCAUGCUGGCGGCGGCGCUGGCGAUCCUCGCGCCGUCCACGCGGGCGCUCGACCGCGCAGAGUUUCCGCCGGGGUUCCUCUUCGGCGCCGCAACAUCUGCUUACCAGAUUGAGGGCGCGUACCUGGAGGACGGCAAGGGCCUCAGCAACUGGGAUGUCUUCACCCACACGCACUCGGGGAACAUCGUGGAUGGACGGAACGGGGACGUAGCAGAUGAUCACUACCACCGGUACAUGGAAGAUGUGGAGAUCAUGCAUAGUUUGGGAAUCAACUCCUACAGAUUCUCAAUUUCCUGGGCGAGAAUCCUGCCAAGAGGCCGGCUUGGAGGCGUUAAUUCAGCUGGAAUAGCGUUCUAUGACCGACUGAUUGUUGCACUUCGGCAGAAAGGGAUAGAGCCAUUCGUGACGCUGCAUCACUUUGAUCUGCCACACGAACUGGAGACCCGCUACGGUGGUUGGUUGGGAGCUGGGAUCCGGGAGGAGUUCAAUCACUACGCGGAUGUGUGCUUCCAGGCUUUCGGUGACCGGGUCAAGUUCUGGACGACGUUCAACGAACCCAACAUGAUGACCAAGCUGACUUACAUGCUAGGGAUGUACCCGCCCAACCACUGCUCCCCGCCAUUCGGGAACUGCAACAGCGGUAACUCCCAACGGGAACCCUACGUCGCUGCUCACAACAUCAUCAUGUCCCAUGCCGCCGCUGUAGACAACUACAAGAAGAAUUAUCAGGCAAAGCAAGGCGGGUCGAUCGGGAUUGUGAUUUCCAUGAAGUACUACGAGCCGCUGACGAACACCACGGUGGAUAUUCUUGCCGCAAGACGUGCAUUGUCUUUCGAGAUACACUGGUUUUUGGAUCCGAUAUUCUUUGGUGAAUAUCCUAAAGAAAUGCGAGAGAUGUUAUCAUCAAACUUGCCAAAGUUCACCCUAGCAGAGAAGAUAUUACUGGAAAACAAGGUGGAUUUUAUCGGGGUAAACCAUUACACCGCAAUUUACGCCAAGGAUUGCAUCUAUUCUCCGUGCGACCUUAAUACCUAUGAGGGGAAUGCACUCGUAUUUGCUACAGGUCAAAGAGAUGGUGUACAGAUUGGAAAAUCAACUGCACUCGUCGGUUUCUAUGACGUCCCAGAAGGCAUGGAGCAGAUCAUCAAGUAUGUCAAUCAGAGAUACGAGAACGCACCUAUCUAUGUUACUGAGAAUGGCUACUCGCAACACAACAGUAAUAGUAUGGAGGACAUGAUCAAUGACGUUGGAAGAGUUAACUACCUGUGGGGUUAUCUCUCAUCUAUCUCUUCGGCUGUCAGGAGAGGAGCAAACGUGCGUGGCUACUUUGUGUGGAGUAUCAUGGACAACUUUGAAUGGGUUUUCGGCUUCACCGUAAGGUUCGGGAUGUACCACGUGGAUUUCACAACGCAAGAGAGGACUCCAAAGAUGUCGGCAAAAUGGUACCGAGACUUCCUCAUGGGCUCUGCACCACUGGGCGAAGUGCAGACUCUGAGAGCAGAUUCCUGAUACUUCAAGUGUUGUGAAUUAGCAUAUCCAUUAUGUUUGGGUAUAGGUACUAGAAGGAUAUUGCGCGAUUCGGUGCCCUUUUUUUGCAGUUCUCAUAUUUUUUGCGUGAACUGUGUUUAUUUGUCUUUGUGUAGGAGGAAAUACUAUAAUUUGGAUUCAUCACAGUUCGGUAUAUAUGGAAUGUCAUACUUUUCCGUUUAAUACCAGUAAAGAAAUGGAAUCAAUUUA